Chrysochloris asiatica (Cape golden mole) is the source of this 3292-nucleotide messenger RNA. RefSeq names its product transport and golgi organization 6 homolog (Drosophila) (gene TANGO6). Gene Ontology annotation, biological process: protein secretion. The record is from RefSeq and is a predicted model, not a curated record. Lineage: Eukaryota; Metazoa; Chordata; Mammalia; Afrosoricida; Chrysochloridae. The transcript is spliced from 18 exons. Bases 5 to 3292 code for a protein of 1095 amino acids.
AUUCAUGGCGGCCCGGGAACAGACUGUGGGCGGCGGGGCUCUGGAGACCUGCAGUCUGGAGCGGAUUUUGGAGGCGCUGAAGCUGCUGCUAAGCCCCGGAGGAUCGGGCUCAAGUUCACUACAGAUCACAAAACAUGAUGUCUUGUUGGCUACUUUAAAAUCAAACCUGUCUGCUUUGGAGGACAAGUUUCUGAAGGAUCCUCACUGGAAACAAUUGAAACUCUUGAGAGAUGAAAUUGCUAAAAAGGCAGAAUGUCCACAAAACUCUAUGGAUAUCACUUGGAGUUUUACCUCUCAAACCUUGUUGUUGCUUCUGUGUUUAAAGGAAACUAUGAUCCACCUUACAGCUGAUUUCAAUCCAGGUAAACCCAACCCGAGGACUCCAGAGGUUGCUCCUGCCCUGAGCCCUGAUACACUUAGUAUCUCACAGCAGAAGACUGUCCAGUCAGUUUUGCAAUUUGUAGUCACCUUAGGUGUCUGCCCCUAUCUCAUUCCUGGUGUUGGAGUCCCUUUGAGAUACAGGACUGAUUUUGGUGCUGUUGUUCAAGACGUGGUAUGUCUCGAUGUUGCCCCUGAUGCAGCCCGAAGACUGUACACCAGCUGCAGGGUCCUUUUAAAUGUUGCUCAGCAUACAUCUCUUGGGAACUUGAUUUUCUGUCGCCAUUUUGGAGAUAUUGCAGCAGGACUGUGCCAACUGGGAUUUUGUCCAACCAAAAGAAAGGCAGUAAAACCUUUGGAUGAGGUUUUAAAGGAAGAAGAAAGAGCUCUAUGUAGGGGGACCUUGAAAAACAUCUUGGAUCAAGUGUAUCAACCAUUAGCAGUCCGGGAAUUACUUAUCCUCCAGGGAGGACCUCCCCAGUCUUGCACAGAUGGGAAGACACAAUUUGGGUCUCGGGCCCCAGCUUGGCUUCGGCGUCUUUGUGGACAGCUGCUCUCUGAAAGGUUAAUGAAACCGUGUGGUGUUCAGGCAGUAGUCCGGGGCAUUUUGGAAGGAGCAGGAGCUGGAGCAGCUGGCGGGAGUGAUGCUGAGGUGAUGGCUACUGACUGGAAGAAGUGUGACUUGAUUGCAAAGAUUUUGGCCUCUUGUCCCCAGCAGUCUCUUUCACCAGAGAGUUACUAUAAGGAUAUCUGCCCCCAGAUUCUGGAUUUAUUUCACUUUCAAGACAAAUUGACAGCACGACAGUUUCAGAGAGUUGCCACCACUACCUUUAUUACUAUAUCAAGAGAAUGCCCACAAUUGGCAGCUAAAUAUUUGCUUCAACCAGUGUUAGCUCCUCUUCACCGAUGUUUGAAUACAGCAGAGAUUCCAGAACGUGACAUGGUGCCAGGGACCGUUUUGGUGACAGAAGAAGAACUUAGUAGAUGCAUUGAAGAUGUAUUUAAGGUGUUUGUGAUUGGGAAUGAACCUUUAACAGUUUUGGUGGAUUCUCUACUUCCAGUCCUGGGAGUGCUCUUUUCUCUCUAUUGUUUUACCAAGCAGAGUGUGUCUCAUAUAAGGUCACUUUGCCAAGAGAUCUUAUUGUGGAUUCUGGAGAAGUUGGAAAGGAAGAAGGCAGUUGCCAGCCUGAAAGGAUUUGCAGGGUUGGACAAAUCUGUGCCCUCUCUCCAUUCUCUGUGUCAGUUUAGAGUUGCCAGUCAAGGUGGCAUUAUGAUUCUCAUCCAAGAGACCAUUUGUGAGGAAGAUGAGGAUGAAGCCCUGUACCAGAAGGUGUCCUCAGAGCAAUGUCAAGUGGAACAUCUCAGCGACUUGCUGUCCCAUUGUCAGGAAUGUGGUUUGGCAGGAGACUUCUUCAUCUUCUGCCUGAAGGAGUUAACUCAGGUAGCCAUGGAGAAUGAAACAGAGGUAAAGAGUCAGCCUUUCUCCAGCAAAAGCCUCUUGGAAUUCGAGCAGCACCACAGUCUUGUGGAAGGCCAGGAGCGGAAGCUACUGAUCCUGCAACUGAUAACAGUUUUGUGCGAGAGAAUGUCGGAACAGAUCUUCACAAACAUCACUCAGGUGGUGGACUUUGUAUCAGCCACUCUACAGAGAGCAUGUGCAAGCUUGGCCCAUCAGGCAGAAAGUACAGUGGAAUCGCAGACACUGAGCAUGUCCAUGGGACUGGUGGCUGUCAUGUUGGGAGGAGCUGUUCAGUUGAAAUCAAGUGAGUUUGCUGUCCUGAAGCAGUUGAUGCCUCUGCUGGAGAAGGUCUCUAACACAUACCCUGACCCUGUCAUCCAAGAACUUGCUGUUGAUCUCCGCAUCACCAUCGCUACCCAUGGAGCCUUUUCCACUGAGGCUGUCAGUGUGGCUGCCCAAAGUACCCUGAACAAAAAAAAUCCAGAAAGGAAAAUAGAAGGACAGCAACAAACCAACUGCGAAAGAUCCACUGAUGUAACCAAUAGCUGCCUCAAACAACAGGACAGUAAUGAAGAAUCCAGUCACCCAACAGACCUGAAAUAUAAUAAUGCUUCACUCAUUCCUCAGGAGGUGAAUGAACCCAGCACAACAAGCCAGAAAUCCGGAGGCGUACUCCCAGAAGAGCUUCAGGAGAUUCUUUUAUCAGCUUAUGACCCUCAAAUUCCAACCCGGGCUGCUGCUUUGAGAACUCUUUGUCGCUGGAUAGAACAGAGAGAAGGAAAAGUCCUGGAGAUGCAAGAGAAGCUUCUCAAGAUAUUCUUGGAGAACCUGGAGCAUGAAGACACCUUUGUAUAUCUGUCUGCUAUUCAGGGGGUUGCCCUGCUCUCAGAUGUGUAUCCUGAGAAAAUCUUGCUUAGCCUUUUGGCUCAGUACGACAGCAGUAAAGAUAAGCACUCGCCAGAGACCAGAAUGAAGGUUGGGGAAGUCCUGAUGCGAAUUGUCAGAGCACUGGGAGACAUGGUCUCAAAGUACCGAGAACCUUUGAUGAACACCUUCUUGAGGGGAACAAGAGAUCCAGAUAGUGCCCACAGGGCCAGCAGUUUAUCCAACCUUGGAGAGCUGUGCCAGAGGCUGGACUUCCUGCUGGGCUCCAUGGUUCAUGAGGUAACAACUUGCCUGAUUGCUGUGGCUAAAACAGAUCCUGAAGUUCAAGUGCGCCGAGCUGCCAUCCAUGUGGUUGUGCUGCUGCUUCGGGGUCUCAGCCAGAAAACUACUGAGGUGCUGAGGGACGUCCUCAAGGAUCUCUACCACCUGCUGAAGCACGUGGUGCAUUUGGAGCCUGAUGAAGUGGCCAAGCUCCAUGCCCAGUUGGCCCUGGAAGAGUUGGAUGAGAUAAUGAGAAACUUCCUGUUCCCACCCCAGAAGCUGGAGAAAAAGAUUGUGGUCCUUCCAUAA